Molecule: messenger RNA, 1501 nt
Organism: Nymphaea colorata (pocket water lily)
Lineage: Eukaryota; Viridiplantae; Streptophyta; Magnoliopsida; Nymphaeales; Nymphaeaceae
Product: defective in cullin neddylation protein AAR3
Exons: 9
Coding region: 238-1161 (307 amino acids)
Biological process (GO): positive regulation of ubiquitin-protein transferase activity; protein neddylation
Cellular component (GO): ubiquitin ligase complex
Molecular function (GO): ubiquitin-like protein binding; ubiquitin conjugating enzyme binding; cullin family protein binding
Source: RefSeq, a predicted model, not a curated record
GUGAAAUACUUGGGGGUGCGGAGGAAGAACCAGGUGCGGAUGUCUCCAACGUAUAAGCUCAGAGAUCCUCCGUGUUUUUCCCUCUGGACGUAGGAACCCAAGCAUCUGGCAUCUUCUCGCCGGACCUACCGGCUACCAGCGACAGAGAAAAGGAGACGGUUCAUUUUCCUUCUUGUUUUGAUGCGAAAGAAACCCUAGCGAAUCCUUUUUCUCCAGCUUCGUGUUGUCUGGGUUUCGAUGGAAGUCAUGGUUCGUGGCUCAACUCCUUUGAGCUCCUCGGACGCCGUGGCGAACAUCUACUCUAGAUAUUGCGAUACGAGAAGAAUAAAUGAUCCUGCAGAGUGCAAAGAUGCUUUAGCAUUGCUUUCAAAAUGGGUGGAAUCCAAAGGAUUGACAAGCCAAAUAAUUUUUGAUGGACUAUAUAGGCUUAUGGUGCAGCUUGAUUUAUUGGCAGAUUCUCGUGGAUUUCUAACAUUCUACAAUUUUGUGUUUUUCAUUUGCCGUGAGAAUGGUCAAAAGAAUAUAUCUGUAUCCAGGGCUACUACUGGUUGGAAUAUGGUCUUGAAUGGCAGGUUCCGUCUUCUUAAACAGUGGUGUGAUUUUGUUGAGAAGCAUCAGCGACACAACAUUUCUGAAGAUACCUGGAGGCAAGUGUAUGAAUUCAGCCGAUGUGUUCAUGAAGAUCUUGAAGGCUAUGAUCCUGAAGGUGCAUGGCCAGUUCUAGUCGAUGAUUUUGUUGAACACAUGUACAAAACUACUCAUUCAAAUGGUUGCAGCUGUUUGAAUCUUGAAUGUGAUUGUGGCGGAACACAAAAAGAUAUUGGCUUGUCUAGUCCACUUCCUGGGUUGAAUGUUUUCCCGGGCUUCAAACGGAAGUAUGCUACUGCAGUCAGUGACUGCAAAGUCAUACCAGGAAAUUUUUCAUCUCGAAAUCCAUCCAGUGCAAAUGACAUGAUAUUAAAGAAAGCUAGAACUCUUUCACUUGACGAGAAACUGGAAUACUUGGAAGCUGCUUGUGACACAAAUAAGCAUAAUGUGAAAGUCGGGUUAGGCAGUUCUGUAUGUGCCAUCGAACGGUUUCUUUCAAAAGGAUUCAAGGGGCAGCUUUCUAUUGGCUGCAAUAUUCAAAUUGAUCCGUCAAGAAGAGUUUCAAGUGUAUAGACUAUAGGGUUACGUAUCCACUGAUUGAUUGGCUGCUUUAGAAUUCCUGGUCUGCUUUCUGUUUGCUGUGUAAUCCAGAGUCAUAGGUGAUUUUGAUUGGGUAGAUGGUGCCAAUUAUUGCUAUCUAAAUGCUCAGAAUAUGUUGCCACACCGGUAUUCGCCUCAUUCGGCCUCACAUUGGAAGAUGACAUCGUGUAAUAUCAACCCCUGAUGGGGCUUAUGUUUCUAUUAGUGAAUGGGUAGAUAUUUGGUGUGGUGAUCAUAUAUUGUUCUUUACUUAAUAGUGGUGCUUAAUCAUAAUAAGAAUGGGAAUGGUUUCAUGGCUCUAAAUAUUUCUGUA